This is a messenger RNA of Melampsora larici-populina 98AG31, 153 nucleotides long. RefSeq lists its product as uncharacterized. The record is from RefSeq and is a predicted model, not a curated record. The transcript has a single exon. The coding region runs from base 1 to 153 and encodes 50 amino acids. Lineage: Eukaryota; Fungi; Basidiomycota; Pucciniomycetes; Pucciniales; Melampsoraceae.
AUGAGGGCAAGACCGUCAAAGAGGUACAAAACUUACUCCGAUCCUCAGUCCAUUGCCGCACCAUUCAAAGAUGGAAAGCUCUUUAUCUUCGCACAUAUUCUGUCGUACGCGAUCCGUCAACUUACGAGAAACUGGGACGAACAUCAAUAUUGA